Messenger RNA from Miscanthus lutarioriparius, 918 nucleotides. Lineage: Eukaryota; Viridiplantae; Streptophyta; Magnoliopsida; Poales; Poaceae. The record is from the annotation of a GenBank genome assembly.
AUGGCGGCGGCGGCGGCGCAGCUGCACGGAUCGGCUGCCGCCACGGCGGCAUAUCGCCGCACUCGAGCCUACUCAGUUCCAUCCUCAUGCCGGUGGCGGCAGAGCCUUCUAGCUGGUUCCCCGAAGCUUUCGAUUUCUACAGGUGGAGUUUGUACGAAUCCAUUUGGUUUUUCUGCUAAACUUUCAACAAAAUGUGCCAAUGAGAAUGCUCGAGUUGAAGAGUUAGAUUUGCAAUCAGACCAGAUGAAGGAAUUACAGGUGGAGCAGCAUGUUAUUCCUCAGAAGAGGAGUGCUAAAAUCCAUGACUUUUGCCUUGGGAUCCCUUUUGGUGGUCUUUUAUUCUUUAUGGGGCUUCUAGGAUACAUCUUCUCCAGAAGCACCAUAAGUCUUGUCUUGGGUAUUGCACCAGGACUUGCCACUCUGCUACUUGGUAUUCUCAGUCUAAAGUUUUGGAGGAGCGGCAGAUCCAGCUUCCUGCUUAUCUUGGCCCAAGCAGCAAUUUCUGCUUUCCUGGCAUGGAAGUACUCUCAUGCUUACUUCUUGACAAAUAGACUCCUUCCUUGGGGCUUCUACGCUUCACUGAGGUUCCUUAUGAAGCUGAACAAUGAGACGGUCACCAUCGAGCUCAAGAACGGCACGGUUGUACACGGUACCAUCACCGGUGUUGACAUAAGCAUGAACACUCAUCUGAAGACAGUGAAGCUUACACUGAAAGGGAAGAACCCUGUAACACUUGACCACCUUAGCGUGCGAGGAAACAACAUUCGCUAUUACAUUCUUCCUGACAGCUUAAACUUGGAAACUUUGCUGGUAGAGGAAACCCCUAGGGUCAAGCCUAAGAAGCCAACUACAGGAAAGCCCUUGGGGCGUGGUCGCGGCCGUGGUCGUGGACGUGGUCGGGGCCGGGGGCCGCGCUGA